AUGGCGAAUCUGAAAAAGCGCCUCGCUGGCGCAGUGUUAUUGACGGUACUGUCCAUAUUGUCUAUUUGCCUGCUUCUGCCGAAAUCGCGGGUUGGCACACGUCUACAAAAUGUCACUCUCGGUACGGCAAUUGAGAAUUAUUCGAGUCUGUGGAGAUGGCAUGAGGACAGUUCGAGUGGGGAAGAGGAUAUUGGUGGUGGGAUUAGACUGGUGGUUUUUGGAGACUCCUGGGUUGAUGAUACCCCGGAGAACCAAGGUAAUAAGGGGAAGAGCUGGCCGGAGGUUAUGUGUGAAGAGAUCAACUGUACAUCUCGCCUUACUUUUGCAGCAACACAACCUGCAUCCGACUGGCCAGCUCUCCCACCAACAGGUGUCAAAAUCUCCAAUAAAAUUCACGCCUGGGCAGUAGAGAAUACGCGGUACCUCCCUCGCGAAGACACCAACUACACUCUUCCAGAUCUAUCAGCCCAGGUCCAGGCCUAUCUCUCGCUCCCAGCUCCCAAGGAGGCACCCAAAGAAACCAUCUUUGUCCUCUCCUUCGGCUUCUGGGAUAUCUACGAUUUUGCUCGUCUUGACUACGUCAUGGCUAUGAAUGUCACAGAUAGAUCUAUCGAUGAAAUCUUCACCCAGCUCGACAUACUUUACAACCACUUCGACACAACAUUAUACCCUGCUGAGAUUAAUGCUAUCAGCCGACCAAAAUUCAGAAUCAUUAUUCCCCGCCUGUUCGACCCGACCUUGACUCCAGGCUGGACAUCACAUCGUCCGGCACCACUAUCUCCAAGUAGUGUUGCUGAACAGCAGAAAAAUGCCGUGUAUCUGACAGAACGCUGGAAUCAGAUGGUUGAGAACAAUAUGGGAUCAUGGAUGAACAGCCUAUCAGAUUUUGAAUUCCAAGCCGAAUCGACAGAAGACGAAGUGCCUAUCCCUCUAGAACCAUCCGAGCCUUUCCAGCCCCCGAAUGUCCCAUCCCAGUCCGAAGAGCAAAGCCGCACUGACAUCCGCCAAGCUCGUACGCUUUACAAACCUGGACCAAAUCCAAAUCCAAACCCCAACUCCAAGACAGAGUCUUUCGCCUCUCGCCAGAAAGCCGCACCUCUAGCCAUAUCCAUACCCACAACUACCACCCUCCUCCCCCAGAAAGACAUCUUCUACUACGACGCGCCCAAGUUCCUCCUCGACAUCAUAGUCGAGCACGCCCUCGAAGACGCCGGUCUCGUCGACGCAUCAGGUCUCGGCGAAGGCGAAUCAUCCUUCAUCUCAGUAUCAUUACCCUGCGUACGAGAAGUACAGGAUGGUGAGAAUUCUGAUGGAAUGGUUGAUAUGAACGGUAUGUUGGUGUGUAAAGAGCAGGAUUUGUAUCUUUGGUGGGAUGCGUUUACGUUGGGAGGUGUGGCUAAUGAGGAGAUUGGGAGGGAGAUUGCGGAGAGGGUGAGGAUGGGGAGGGGAUUGAGGUUGGCGUGGGAGAAUAGUGGGACGAAUACUUGA
Molecule: messenger RNA, 1488 nt
Organism: Cadophora gregata
Lineage: Eukaryota; Fungi; Ascomycota; Leotiomycetes; Helotiales; Ploettnerulaceae
Exons: 2
Coding region: 1-1488 (495 amino acids)
Source: RefSeq, a predicted model, not a curated record